CGACAUCGAUAUAAGGACAUCCAAAACCCUGUCGCCACAACUUGGCUGAUUUCGUUCCAGCACAUCUCAGAGCACGACCCGCUGGCAGCAGACUACCUCAGGUUUAUGUGCUUCCUAGCUGGGAAGGAUAUUCCGCAAUCUGUGCUGCCGCCGUCCGGGAGGCUAAAGACUAUCGACGCACUUGGGACCCUAAAGGCAUACGCAUUCAUCUCCCAACACAAGGAGUCCGAUACUUACGACAUCCAUCCGCUAGUUCAAAUAUCGAUGCUAUGUUGGUUAGCUCAAACUGGAGAGCAGGGGGAAUGGGCCGCCAAAGUACUACAACGGCUUGCAGACGUGUUUCCUGUUCCAAAACACGAAAACAGAGAAGAAUGGAUACGGUAUCUUCCGCAUACACAGCGCGCUCUUGAGUUGCGGAAGGGUACAGAAGACAGGGACGCACUGACUGGUCUUCUAUCUAGGGUAGGUGAGAGUUUUCACCAGUUAGGAAAAUAUGAAGAUGCGGAACGGAU
This is a messenger RNA of Canariomyces notabilis, 512 nucleotides long. RefSeq lists its product as uncharacterized. The transcript has a single exon. NCBI's taxonomy places the organism in Eukaryota, Fungi, Ascomycota, Sordariomycetes, Sordariales, Chaetomiaceae. The annotation marks the transcript as partial. The record is from RefSeq and is a predicted model, not a curated record.